AUGGGGAUCGUGCUUUGUAAAUGUUUCAACUGUCCACUUCCCGCUAAUUGUAUGUGCUUGUCCAGACAACUGAUUGUCUCUUGUCCUCGUUCGCAUCGCCGUUUUGAGUUAAUAACAAAUACACAACAGAGCGCGCGUCAUACUGGAACGCGGGAACAGCCGAUGUCGAAAAAACGAAAAACUCCUGACGACGGUGGAAGUGGCGGCGGGGAGCACGCGGGCACAGAGGAUUACCUUGUCCAAGGUCUGACAGAUGAGAAAGUGAAGGCUUAUCUGUCCCUCCACCCGCAAAUGCUGGACGAGUUUGUGCUGGAGAGCGUGAGCGCAGACACCGUACACAAAUGGCUCAAACGCAAGAACAGCGCUCAGCCUGCAGAUGAUUCCACAGCUAAAGAAGUCAGCAGGUAUCAGGAUACAAAUAUGCAGAGCGUGGUAUAUGAGCUGAACAGCUAUCUGGAGCAGCGGCUGGACACUGGAGGAGACAACAAACUGUUGCUCUAUGAGUUGUGCAACAUCAUCAAAACAGCCACAAAAGCUGAUGGAUUUGCACUUUACUUCCUUGGAGAAUGCAACAAUAGUUUAUGUUUGUUCACUCCAACGGGGGCAAAAGAGGGGCUUCCUGGGCUCAUCCCUUCUGGUCCCAUCACUUUUGGGACCACCAUCGCCGCUCAUGUUGCAAAGACACGCAAGACACUACUUGUAGAGGACAUCAUGGGGGAUGAGCGGUUCCCUCACGGCACAGGGCAGGACUCAGGGAUUCGUGUUCACUCUGUUUUGUGUCUACCCAUCCUCACCGCCAUCGGAGACCUCAUUGCCAUCCUGGAGCUUCACCGGCAUUGCGGCCGAAAGCCCUUCAACCUCAGCCAUCAGGAGGUUGCAACAGCAAAUUUGGCCUGGGCAUCUGUAGCCAUACACCAGGUUCAGGUCUGCAGAGGUCUUGCCAAACAGACAGAACUCAAUGACUUUCUUCUAGAUGUGUCAAAAACGUACUUUGACAACAUUGUGGCAAUAGAUUCUCUACUUGAACAUAUCAUGAUAUAUGCAAAAAACCUGGUUAAUGCGGACAGAUGUGCGCUCUUCCAGGUAGAUCACAAUAACAAAGAGCUGUACUCCGACCUGUUUGAUAUUGGGGAGGAGAACGAAGGGAAGCCUGUCUUUAGGAAAACCAAAGAAAUUAGGUUUUCCAUAGAGAAAGGAAUAGCUGGUCAGGUGGCACGAACGGGAGAAGUUUUGAAUAUUCCGGACGCCUAUGCAGACCCUCGUUUCAACAGAGAAGUAGAUCUCUACACUGGCUACACAACACGCAACAUCCUGUGCAUGCCCAUCGUCAGCCGCGGGACUGUGAUUGGUGUUGUACAAAUGGUGAACAAGAUGGGAGGAAGUGCCUUCACUAAAACUGAUGAGAACAACUUUAAGAUGUUUGCUGUCUUCUGUGCUUUGGCCUUACACUGUGCAAAUAUGUAUCACCGGAUAAGACAUUCAGAGUGCAUUUACCGGGUGACAAUGGAGAAGCUUUCAUACCACAGUAUCUGCACGUCAGAGGAGUUGAAGACCCUCACGCAGCUCUCGCUCCCUUCAGCCAUAUACAAAGAGAUUGAAAUGUUUCACUUUGACAUUGCCCCUUUUGAAGAACUUUGGCCUGCAAUAUUUGUGUACAUGGUUCACAAUUCUUGUGGGAAAACCAGCUUUGAGCUGGAGAAACUGUGUCGCUUCACUAUGUCAGUGCGGAAAAAUUACAGACGAGUUCCAUACCACAACUGGAAACACGCUUUGACGGUGGCACAUUGUAUGUAUGCCAUUCUGCAAAAGACCUCUGGGAUUUUCACAGAGCUUGAGAGGAAAGGGUUGUUGAUUGCCUGCUUAUGUCAUGAUUUGGACCACCGUGGCUACAGUAACAGUUACCUGCAGAAAUUUGAUCAUCCGCUGGCCGCCCUGUAUUCCACAUCCACAAUGGAACAACAUCAUUUUUCCCAGACGGUGUCAAUUCUGCAGCUGGAAGGGCACAAUAUUUUCUCCAACCUGACUUCCAGUGAGUAUGAGCAGGUGCUGGAGAUUAUAAGGAAGGCCAUCAUUGCCACAGAUCUCGCUCUGUAUUUUGGCAACCGUAAACAAUUGGCUGAACUGCUGGCCACAGGGGCACUGGACCUGAACAACCAUGCUCACAGGGACCGUGUGUUUGGUCUGAUGAUGACUGCCUGUGACCUCUGCUCCGUUACCAAACUAUGGACAGUCACACGACUCACAGCCAAUGACAUAUAUGCUGAGUUUUGGGCUGAGGGGGAUGAAAUGAAGAAGACUGGAAUGCAGCCCAUCCCAAUGAUGGACAGGGAUAAGAAGGAUGAAGUUCCCCAGGGUCAGGUGGGAUUUUACAAUGCGGUGGCUCUUCCCUGUUAUACAACCCUGUCAGAGUUGUUUCCUCCCUCCAUUCCUCUACUUACUGCCUGCAGUGAAAACUUGACCCAAUGGGAACGUCUUGUGCGAGGAGAGGACAUCUCUACAUUGCCGUCUACCGAGGAGGCUGAACUGAGCGAGACAUCAGACAGUGGACCAGUCAAAGUGGACAACUGAAUCUGUGGCACCUAACACAGCAACAUCUACACCCUGCCAGAGACACUGGACUUCCUGUGGACGGUCCCACAUUAUGCAGAGAUAGGAGGAAGCAAAGAUGGCAGGCAGGGAAGGACACAUUAAGAAAAUAAACAAAACAUAAUGUUACCUCAGUAGGUGACAGAGGCGUACACUGAUGACAUCAGGGCAUCGUUGUUGGCAGGCACUCAAUCCCGGUCUGUGUGGGAACCUUUCGGCAAAAUGGACGUCAUUAUUGUCAGGUCGCUUUUGCAUAUUUUAGAUGAUUGUUUUUUUGUUUUGUUUAGUUUUUUAUUUUGAUCAGCUUAUUUUGUGGUCUUACAAUUAAAGAGGCCUUAAAAUAUGAACCUGAGUUACGAUCCAAUGACUCGUAACUAGAAGACAGUUCGAGUAGUUUAAAAUGGUACUUUAUGUCCUGCUGUGGUCAAAGUUGUACGCAAAGCUACUUGAAUUGUUCAAGAGGGACACAAGGAAUGUUUAGUCAAACUUAAAGUGCAUGUAGCACAGUAAACCCACCGCUCUGGUGGUCUGAUGAAGGUUUUCUAAAAUACUUUGAGCAAAAAUUUUUUGCAGGACUUGAAAGAAUAAAUACAGCCUAGUUUGUGUGGAGUUGAAAACAAGAAUCCCCCAAAGCACAUCCAUCCAAAGCAAAGAGCUUCUGUGAUGCCGUAAAUGACUUGAGUCACAUGCAGGCCACAGCACUCUCACUGAAAUCUGAUAAGAAGAUAAGCUUUAACCUGUCACUUUAACUCUUAAUAUUACUGAUAUUAAAGAGGUCAUAUCUUGAUCUUUUGAGAUAAAAGUGCUUGAUGUACUUUAAAAAGAUUAUUCUUAAACACCAAAAGAGCUAAGAAUAAGAGUAAAAGGUCGAAAAUAUGUGCUGUUUCUGACUGUGUAGUACCUGCCGCUCUGCAUAUCCAUCUGAAGAAUCCCUUAGAAAUGAGUGACUGAAGUGUAUUUAAACAAGAUACCUGAUCAUUUCAAUCUCAUCUUAACAGUUUGAGUGACACAUUUCAAUUUGUUUUGUGAAACUCACACUGCAGUCCCGCAGCUUGCAGGUGAGUGAAGUAUUGUUGUAAAGUGAAGAGGACGAUUUUAUAAAAGACCUAAAGACACAGCAGCAAAAAAACAGCUUGUUUAUUUCUUAAGAGUCGGAGUUUGGUAUGACUGUUUUUGGAAAAUAUAAAUAAAAUUCUUUAUUAAGUUGACCUCAUGAGAAAAUCAAAUGAUAUUACACCUUUAAAUCAUUGUAAGAAAAAAACUGAGUGUGCAUACAGUCACUGAAAACAGAAACGGAGUCAUUGAUAAUUGUGUUUGUGGUCCAGUGCCUAAAUAUCAGACAGGAGGUAAAUAACAAUACGUUUUUCUAAGGCCACGUCCACACUAAUAAUUUUUAGCCUUCACGUUUUAGCCUUCCGUCCACACCGAGUCUGUGUUUUUGACUGCAAAAACUGAGCUUUUCCAAGUGGAUACAUUUAAGAAACCAUAUUUGCAUUGUAGUGUGGACAGGGAAGAUGGAAAUAUCUGAAAACGAUGACGUAUUUAUUGUCAUGUGAUGCAAUCAUGUGAUCCAUUCAGCCCAAAACAGUCAAGAUGGCUGCCCACAUUGUAGCAGCAUUAUUGUGCCUGUUAUUCACUUUCAUUCCUUCAAAGGCAAAGCAAAAUUGAAUCGGAAUUGCUUUCCUGCAACGAAACACGAGGUCAAUUAAGUUUGAGCCUGUACAUGGAAUGGCAAUUUUUCACAUACGCAGAAAGGGUAUUUAAGAGUUUCAAUACAUUUUAGUGUGGACAUAAAACUUUUGGAAAACGCUUGAAAACGGCAGUGUGGAUAGAGCAUUUAAAAAACGAAAACACUAUAUUUAAAUGUAUACAAAUUAAUGUGGACGUAGCCUAAAAUGUAUAAAAUAUACUAGAUAUGCAAAUGUGAUCAUAGACAUGUAAAAAAUCAACAGAUAUUAUCAGCCUGGUCUCAUGAAAAUUAAGUGACUGUAGCAAAUUUUUGCAAAUUGAUAUUACGUGGUUCAUUACUCGUAUCGGGACAGUUACGAGGUAAAAUGUCCACUGCGUGGCGCUAAAAGGGAUUUACAUUUUCUUCCAAACAGAUGAGAUUUUUUUAGGUUAAUGCUCUAUGUUAAGGAUGUUCUGAAAUUGGAAAAUACUCCAAUACCAAAAACCGAUACCAUCUUGCGUACGAUAGUCAUUAUGAAAAUAUACAGCGCACAAAUUAAAACCACGUUAUGUCCUAGUGUGAUUAUUAAACCAUUGCUAUUUAAUAUAUAGUUUCCAUUUGCUGCACACUUCAAAGUGAAUGUGUGGAGCCGGUGUUGUGCAGACAACAGUUGCUCAUACCUUUUUAGAACUCUUUGGCUCAUACACAGAAAACACCAUCAUAAGCAUUGUGCACACUGACAGCGAGCAGAGUGCUAAUUCACUUUGAAGCACAAGGCACAUACAGACUAAAUAUUUAUUUAAUUAAAUAGCAGCCUUUUUUAGUUUAAUAAUCACAUUGGGUUAUAAUAAUUUCUUGUUGAUGAGAGAGAUUAACGGAGAAUGGCCAGACUGUUUCGAGAUAGAUACGGUAACUCAGAUAACCACUCUGCACAGGUUCUGUAUAAAAGCACUUCAUUUGAUAAAAUAUGAAACAAUAUUAAGUUGAAAAUUAAUUGUUCUAUUUUCAUUUGAUUAAAGUUUUAAUGAAUACAUUUAUUUAAACACCAUUUUGAUGCUAAAAUGAAAAUAAGCUCUUGAUAUGGAAUUCAGAAUAAAAUAAACAAACGGGUAUCGGCGAGUACAGAAAAGGAACUAUCAGUACUCAUAUUCGUUUGCAAAAAAUUGUAUCAGGACAUCCCUUCUCUAUAGAGUUUUAAAUGAACAAAACCGACUUACCUACUUCAAAACUUAAACCUAAACCUAACCGAUAAUGUAAUAAAAGCACAUGUCAAAUGAAAAACUCUGAAGAAACUGCUGUAUUUUGUGGUGCUUCUAUGACACAUUCGGCUCACCUGUCAACUCGCAUUCUCUUCAGGACUCGUGCCCAAAUUAUCAUUUUAUUAUUGUAGGCACGACAAAUCAAUUUUGACCUUUUAUUUCCCCGUGCAUCAGUGUCCUAGUCUGUCAACUGAUACAAUAAUAAGCAAAAGAUUAAUGGCUGAACAUGUUGGGGGAAAAUAUUGAUUCAUGUCCCGUGUGUAAAUAUGUAAAAAAAAACACUGCCUACUUUAAAUAGUCCAGUUAUGUGGCAAAUAACUGACCCUUCGCUAAGCCCCACCUUAAAAAUGUAACUGAUCAAUCAUUCCUUAGCAACUGUUCCCAUCUGCCAUAUUAUCAGAAAAGCUUUUGCUCUUUUCUAAUACAUGUCUAUGGAAGUCCUGUAUGUUUGGAUAGUUUUAAACAAAAAUGAUAGAAACAUGCCAACGUAGGCCAACAUGUUUUCCAUUUUCUUGUCUUUUUAAAAGCAUUUAAAAUUUUGUGUACAAACAUCUAAUAAACAUCUUAAAAAGAGCAGAUUUACACCCAUUUUAAAUCAGAAACAUCUCAAACACAUCUGCUGAAUGUCCUUUUGACAUCCGAGAGGAAAUUUCUUACAGAUGUUUUGCAGAUGAGUAAACAGUCUAAAAAUAUGUCUUCCAGAUGAAAGCACACAUUCAUUGAUUAUGCGUUUAUGCCUCUCAUCCACACUAGAACGGCAUUUCCUCCACCGAAAGCAGAGUGUUUUUCGGAAAAAGCUCUCCAUUACUGCAUACUUUGGAAAACCAUAACUUUAGGAAACUGAAAGUAGUGUUUGCAAAUCAAAACGGAUCAGUGUGGAUGUAGUCUACCAAUGCUUUGCAAUGUCACACUUUAUUCCAACCUGCAUAAGAAUAACAUCCAUUCCACUUACAAUCCAUUCAACAUACCACAUUAUUAGCAUAAUGGGUCAUGGCACCACUCAAUUUUCUUUCAAAACAGUAACCAAGUGGGCAGAUUGGGGCCAAAUGUAAACAUUUAAGAGAUCUGGGUCAAUUGAAAAUGCAUACUUUGGAAAUAGAAUCUUUAGAUCAUUAAUUGUCAAGCUGACUUAAAAUAGCUGCAUCCUUAGAAAAUGUUUGUUAUAAUCAAUAUAAUGCCUUAGUUUGAAAUGCCUAGUGUUUGUUUCAUUUGCUUGUUUGUUUUUUACCUGUAAGAUGAGAUUUGCAUGUGCGGACCCUGCAGACAGUGAUGGACCUCUGGCUGACUGCAGGACUGCUGAGUGAAUGUAGUCAAUACUGUCACAAACUGCUUCAAGAGGCCUGCUAGUUUUUAAGUGUACCAAAGCAGUGCAUCAUCAGAUAGGGAAUGUUAAACAUGGCUUCCAAUGGUUGUGUGUCAGUGUGCACACUGUGUGUUGAGAGAGAAUGAGUUUGUAAGCUACAUUAUAAUGGUGCUAUCUUAGGCGGGCAUGCACUUUUUGAUCCUGUGUGCAUGUGAGUAUACUGUAUGUCCGUGUGUGUGUGUGUGUGUGUGUGUGUGUGUUUGCUCUGGACUAAUACUACAACCCCCCCCCCUCCCCCUACAGAUUUGGGAAGAUGUAUACAGCACCACUCAACUCACCAAAUCAUCCACAAACAGUUGUUUUUCCUCUCAUAUGCACUAUGUUUAAAGACUAUAAUUAUUAUUGUAAUUAAUAAUAUUGUUUCUAUUAUAUUAUUAUGAUUGCCACAAUUAUUAAUUAUUAUCAUUGUUAUUUUGUUAGUUAAUUUUUAAAUUAACUUAUAUUUUUUUAUACAAAAAGAUUAGCAAUUUUGUUUUGUACAGAACAAAUUGUACAUUGUGGGGAAGAAAAUGGUCAUUUAGAGCCACUGCAUAAUGUUGCCCGAGAUACAUGUCUCAACUCUAAAUGUAAGAACAGUAAUUAAUUUUAUUAAAUAUUUC
Messenger RNA from Xyrauchen texanus (razorback sucker), 7476 nucleotides. RefSeq names its product phosphodiesterase 10A (gene pde10a). The transcript is spliced from 22 exons. Gene Ontology annotation, molecular function: 3',5'-cGMP-stimulated cyclic-nucleotide phosphodiesterase activity; protein binding. The record is from RefSeq and is a predicted model, not a curated record. NCBI's taxonomy places the organism in Eukaryota, Metazoa, Chordata, Actinopteri, Cypriniformes, Catostomidae. The coding region runs from base 1 to 2568 and encodes 855 amino acids. Gene Ontology annotation, biological process: signal transduction; negative regulation of receptor guanylyl cyclase signaling pathway.